Messenger RNA from Durio zibethinus, 3836 nucleotides. The record is from RefSeq and is a predicted model, not a curated record. Lineage: Eukaryota; Viridiplantae; Streptophyta; Magnoliopsida; Malvales; Malvaceae.
AGUAUGCGCUUUGUAGUUUUUAUUGGGCGCCAAGCCGAAGCAAGGAAGUUAGAGAUGGAAAUAUGGAGGCUGCCAAUCUCAGCGUCGCAAAGAGGGAAGCUAAUAUCAGCUGGCUACACUUCCCUCUCUUCACUUUCUUCUGUCUCUUCAUCUGACCUUGCUCGGGAAUUAAAAGUUUCUGAAAGUGAAGCUCUGGAUAUUCUGAAGGUUGCAUCUCAUUCACAUAGUAAGGGAUCAGAAAUGUCGAGUGCAAAUUGUUCAAUUGUUGAAGGUGCACAGAAUGCCUGGGAUUUGCUCCAUGAGGAGGAGUCAUUGAUGCACAUAACUACGUCCUCUGCGGAUCUAGAUAACAUCUUGGGUGGUGGAAUACAUUGCAAAGAAGUUACUGAAAUUGGUGGAGUCCCAGGCAUUGGUAAAACACAGCUGGGGAUUCAAAUAGCUGUUAAUGUUCAAAUUCCAGUUGAUUUUGGGGGCCUGGGUGGGAAGGCCAUAUAUAUCGACACGGAAGGCAGUUUUAUGGUGGAGCGUGCAUUUCAAAUUGCUGGAGCAUGCACAGAGGACAUGUCAGAAUAUAACAGGUUCUUAAGGAAGGAUUUCCAAGCAUGCAAAGUCAGAAUGCAACCCAAGGAUAUGCUGGAAAACAUAUUUUAUUUCCGUAUCUGCAGUUACACAGAGCAAAUUGCCCUGAUAAAUUACUUAGACAAGUUCAUUUCAGAACAUAAAGAUGUAAAGGUGGUUGUUGUGGAUAGUGUUACCUUCCAUUUCCGUCAAGAUUUUGAUGACAUGGCCCUCAGGACUCGAGUUCUUAGUGGAAUGGCUUUAAAAUUGAUGAAGCUGGCCAAAAAGUACAGUUUGGCGGUUGUUUUAUUGAAUCAGGUGACAACUAAGCAUACAGAAGGUUCCUUUCAAUUAGCUCUUGCACUAGACGAGAAGAUCAAUAAGAGUUGGUGGCUACUAAUUCUUGCCUUCUCCCUCUCGAUUAUAACAAUUAAACUCUCUUCUCUUCACCUUAUCAAACAAAGAGAGGGUCCCUUCCCUUUCGCCAACCUCACCCUAUCACUCACUCACUCGGCUCAAUCUAAAAAAACAAUGGCCUCUGCUUCUUCUCUUACCCUAUCCCAAGCCCUCCUGGCUCGCGGCAUCUCUUCCCAUGCCUCCAACCAAUCCUCUGACAACCGCGUCUCUCUCUCCACCCUCUCUCUUCCCACUUUCUCCGGCCUCAAAGCUACCGGCCCCCGCGCUUCCACUUCCCGUCGGCGCCUUCCCACGCGCUCCAACCAGAAACGCCAAGUCCGUGCUGCUGCCGUGGAGACAAUUGGCACUGCCGCCGAGACUUCCUUGGUGGAGAAAUCGAUCAACACGAUCAGAUUCUUGGCUAUUGAUGCUGUCGAGAAGGCGAAUUCAGGUCAUCCUGGGUUGCCCAUGGGCUGUGCUCCGACGGGUCACAUUUUGUACGAUGAAGUCAUGAGGUAUAACCCGAAGAACCCUUAUUGGUUCAACCGUGAUCGUUUCGUGUUAUCCGCCGGUCACGGUUGUAUGUUGCAGUAUGCUCUGCUUCACCUCGCCGGUUACGAAAGUGUCCUGGAAGAUGAUUUGAAGAAUUUCCGUCAGUGGGAAAGCAGAACCCCAGGACAUCCCGAGAACUUUGAAACACCUGGAGUUGAAGUCACAACUGGUCCUCUUGGUCAAGGUGUUGCAAAUGCUGUUGGAUUGGCUCUUGCAGAGAAACACUUGGCUGCUAGAUUCAACAAGCCAGACAAUGAGAUCAUUGAUCACUACACAUAUGUUAUCUUGGGAGAUGGUUGUCAAAUGGAGGGUAUUGCUAAUGAAGCUUGUUCACUUGCUGGACACUGGGGUCUUGGGAAGCUUAUUGCUUUCUACGAUGACAACCACAUUUCGAUUGAUGGUGACACUGAAAUUGCCUUUACUGAGAGCGUUGAUAAGCGUUUUGAGGGGCUUGGGUGGCAUGUUAUAUGGGUCAAGAAUGGAAACACUGGCUAUGAUGAUAUUCGUGCUGCUAUUAAGGAAGCAAAGGCUGUCAAAGACAAACCCACUAUGAUCAAGGUGACAACCACUAUUGGUUAUGGUUCUCCAAACAAGGCAAACUCAUACAGUGUACAUGGUAGUGCACUGGGUGCCAAGGAAGUGGAUGCUACUAGGAAAAACCUUGGAUGGCCAUAUGAGCCUUUCCAUGUACCUGAAGAUGUUAAAGGUCACUGGAGUCGCCAUGUCCCUCAAGGUGCUGCUCUUGAAGCCGAAUGGAAUGCCAAGUUUGCUGAAUAUGAGAAGAAGUACAGAGAGGAAGCUGCAGAGCUCAAGUCAAUCAUCACUGGUGAACUACCAGCUGGCUGGGAGAAGGCACUUCCAAAAUACACUCCCGAGAGCCCAGCUGAUGCUACCAGAAAUCUCUCUCAACAAAAUCUCAAUGCCCUUGUAAAAGUACUCCCUGGUCUUCUUGGUGGAAGUGCAGACCUUGCUUCUUCCAACAUGACCUUGCUCAAAAUGUAUGGUGAUUUCCAGAAGGACACCCCUGAGGAACGCAAUGUUAGGUUUGGUGUUAGGGAACAUGGAAUGGGAGCCAUCAGCAAUGGCAUUGCCCUUCACAGCCCUGGCUUGAUUCCAUACUGUGCUACUUUCUUUGUCUUCACUGACUACAUGAGGGCUGCCAUUAGGAUUUCUGCCUUGAGUCAAGCUGGUGUUAUCUAUGUUAUGACCCAUGAUUCUAUUGGUCUUGGGGAAGAUGGACCAACCCACCAGCCAAUUGAGCACUUGGCAAGCUUCCGUGCAAUGCCUAACAUCUUGAUGCUUCGUCCAGCUGAUGGAAAUGAAACUGCUGGUGCAUACAAGGUUGCUGUCCUCAACAGGAAGACACCCUCAAUUCUUGCCCUCUCUAGGCAAAAGCUGCCCCAACUAGCUGGAACUUCCAUUGAGGGGGUUGAAAAGGGUGGCUACAUUGUUUCUGACAAUUCUUCAGGCAAUAAACCCGAUGUAAUUCUGAUUGGAACUGGUUCUGAGUUGGAGAUUGCUGCUAAAGCCGCUGAUGAACUAAGGAAGGGAGGAAAGGCCGUUAGGGUUGUCUCCCUAGUUUCUUGGGAGCUCUUUGAUGAGCAAUCAGAUGCCUACAAGGAAAGUGUUUUGCCAUCUUCUGUAUCAGCUAGGGUGAGUAUCGAGGCUGGAUCAACAUUUGGGUGGGAGAAGAUUGUUGGAGCCAAAGGGAAGGCAAUUGGAAUUGACCGGUUUGGGGCAAGUGCACCAGCAGGGAGAAUAUACAAGGAAUUUGGUUUAACUCCAGAGGCUGUUGUUGCAGCUGCAAAAGAACUUUGCUAGGUUUGGUUAGAACUCUCAGGAGAAACUUGUGAUUUUGGGUUGGAGAUUCCACUGAAGACGUCAUUCCAGUUGUGACACGUUCUCUUUUGUUUUAAUAAGAAACAGAAUCAAUUUUCUUCUGUUGCUUAUGAUUCAUCAAUAGCAACAUGGAACGAAACUGAGGUUAGAGUUUCUGUAAGUUUAUGAAUUUCUUACUCCUCUUGGACUUUUCCCAGAAUUUUGGAUACUUGUUUUUUGUUAAGUUGGAGUUGUCUACUACUGUAAUUUCGGUUAGUGUUCAAGAACCUCAAAUCAUUAUUUUGAUCAUAUAUGCUUGGCCUAAGAUGUAAGACGAGUUUGAAUAAUUUUGCUUUUCCAAAUAAGUAUAACCAAUUUGAUUCUCCACCCUCAAUUGCUCAUUUCUUCCUGUAGUUUAACGUUUUGAAUUGAUGUAUCAAGUAAAUAAAGAAAAGGACGGCCGUACCUUGAAUAAAAAAAGAGUGAUGGGUCACGGGUGGUAGAAAUUAGUG